AAAGGUCUUGGAAAGCACGCUUGGGAUCUAACCGUGAGUGUUAUUACACCAUGGAGACAUGUCGUAUCUCAGUUCUUCGGUUCUGCAGGCAAUUGGCUUGCAAAGGCAUCUAUCCUGGCAUUUUUUCUCCGAAUCUUCGGUAGCCUUCGCUGGGUUCGUAUUGCUUGUUUUGCGCUCCUCAUUCUACUGUCCAUGGGCUCGAUUACGCAUGCAGGACUCUUCGCAGUCCUCUGUGUCCCUCACGGAGAUGAAGUUUGGAAUAGUAAUCUCAUGGCCAGAUGUGCUACAGGUGCUCCAGUGACUGUAGCUGUGGGUGUUUGCAUUUUGGUGGUUGAUAUAGCCAUCUUUAUUUUGCCGUUUCCCAUCAUUGCCAACUUAAAAAUGGAUAAGAAAAAGAAACAUGGCUUAAUUAUCGUGUUUCUGAUUGGCUUCUCCAUCAUUGUCACAAGCUCAGUUGGGCUUGCUUAUAGAAUUGUUGUCUUCAAGAGUUCUAUCGAUCCAACCUGGAACGGUGCAAAUGUAUCCAUCACUGCGUACAUAGAUACUUUUGGGACUAUCAUUGUCAGCUGUACUCCAGGCAUAUACGCUUGGUGGCUGAAAAUAUUCUCACAGAGCAGGUUAUACUCCUCAAUUCGGUCCAUGUCACUU
Messenger RNA from Trichoderma virens Gv29-8, 648 nucleotides. RefSeq lists its product as uncharacterized. The transcript has 4 exons. NCBI's taxonomy places the organism in Eukaryota, Fungi, Ascomycota, Sordariomycetes, Hypocreales, Hypocreaceae. The annotation marks the transcript as partial. The record is from RefSeq and is a predicted model, not a curated record.